CGCCAAGUCGAUUAAAAUUCACAAUUGAGUGAUACACAUGGCCAUUGAAAUAUCCUGUUACAAGAGAGCCUACACUCAUUUCGAAUACAACAUUCACGUAUGUCUGUUUGUGUGGCUAUAAACCACGUUCAUGGAGGAAUAUCCAUCACAAAUGCAUUUCUGAAUAAAAGUAUGCGCACAGCUACUCCGCGUGUCACUUGUGCGCCUCAUCAUCGCCGCGUCCAGGGUUGAACGUGUGUAAUAGGAAGCACUGCCUCCCUCCUUCAUGCGUAAAUUAUGUAGGGCAGGACGGGAACGCUGUGCUACCUCCAUUUGAGAAAACCCGGCCGGUAAAUGUGAGGAGAAAAAAAGGGGAAAACGCAAAAAGCCGUCUUCAACCACCGUUUGACAGAAGCGGAGCAGCGCAUCACGACUUGACUACAGUGAAGCCAAGUAGAAGAAAAGAUGGACAUCACGGAUCAAGGAGCUCAAAUGGAGCCGCUCUUACCAACGGAACAAAGUUCCCAAGAAAAUAAAGAUGUGAGAGCUGAUGAGGAGGCAGUGGUGGACCGUGGGGGCACACGCUCCAUGCUCAACACCAACUUUGAGAAGGAAGAACUGGAAGGUCACCGCACGCUCUACAUUGGGGUUCACGUUCCUCUGGGCAGGAGGUCGCACCGACGUCACCGUCACCACGGACACAGACACAGGAAGAGGUCCAAGGAGAGGGACUCCACAACCGAUGAUGGAAGAGAAUCCCCCUCACACACAGACACACCAGCUCAGAGGGUGCAGUUUCUGUUGGGGACAGAAGAUGGCGACGAGGAACACAUCCCCCACGCCCUGUUCACCGAGCUGGAUGAAAUCUGCCUCAGGGAGGGUGAAGACGCAGAAUGGAAAGAGACAGCCAGGUGGCUUAAGUUUGAGGAGGAUGUUGAAGAUGGUGGUGAGCGGUGGAGUAAACCCUACGUAGCCACUCUGUCUCUACACAGUCUUUUUGAGCUUCGCAGCUGCAUCAUGAACGGCACUGUGAUGCUGGACAUGAGGGCCAACUCUCUGGAGGAGAUUGCAGACAUGGUUCUGGAUCAGCACGAGUUGUCGGGUCCUGUAGGUCAGGAUGCCAGGAUGAGGAUCCGGGAGGCCCUGCUCAAACAGCACCACCACCAAAACCACAAGAAACUGGCCAACCGCAUACCUAUUGUACGCUCCUUUGCUGAUAUUGGCAAAAAGCAGUCUGAGCCUCAUUCCAUGGACAAGAAUGGCCAAACGGUCUCACCUCAGUCCCAGCCAGCUAACAAUGAAGGCAAACAGGAUGUCAGUCGAGAGAACAGUGCUGUCGAUUUCAGCAAGAUUGACCUGCACUUCAUGAAGAAGAUCCCUCCUGGUGCUGAGGCAUCUAACGUUCUGGUAGGGGAGUUGGAAUUCCUAGACCGCCCUGUGGUGGCCUUCGUUCGCCUGGCUCCUGCUGUGCUGCUCAAUGGUCUGGCUGAGGUUCCCAUCACCACCAGGUUUCUUUUCAUCCUGCUCGGCCCUCUGGGAAAAGGUCCGCAGUAUCAUGAAAUUGGUCGGUCUAUUGCUACCCUGAUGACUGAUGAGAUUUUCCAUGAUGUGGCUUACAAGGCCAAAGACAGGAACGACCUGGUGGCAGGCAUCGAUGAGUUUCUGGACCAGGUGACAGUCUUACCUCCUGGAGAGUGGGACCCUUCCAUCAGAAUAGAGCCUCCCAAAAACGUGCCCUCUCAGGAAAAGCGGAAGAUUCCCCCUGUUCCCAACGGAGUGACAGAUCUUGGAGAGUCGGAGGAACAUGGAGGGCACGGUGGCCCUGAGCUCCAGCGCACUGGGAAGUUUUUUGGUGGGUUCUUCAUGGACAUCAAGCGAAAGGCUCCUCACUACCUUUCCGACUACACAGAUGCCGUCAGUCUGCAGUGUCUGGCCUCCUUCCUCUUCCUCUACUGCGCCUGUAUGUCACCUGUCAUCACCUUUGGAGGACUCCUGGGUGAGGCCACAGAGGGACGUGUGAGUGCUAUUGAGUCCCUGUUUGGAGCUUCCAUGACUGGAAUAGCCUACUCUAUUUUUGCCGGUCAGCCCCUCACCAUCCUGGGCAGCACUGGGCCUGUUCUUGUCUUUGAGAAAAUCCUUUUCAAGUUCUGCAAGGAAUAUGGCCUCUCCUACCUCUCCCUGAGGGCCUGUAUUGGCCUGUGGACCGCCUUCUUCUGUCUACUGCUGGUGGCCACAGAUGCCAGCUCACUUGUCUGUUACAUCACACGCUUCACUGAGGAAGCAUUCGCCUCGUUGAUCUGCAUCAUCUUCAUUUAUGAAGCUCUGGAGAAGCUAAUCCACCUGGGGACGCACUACCCCAUCAAUAAAAACAACAACCUUCAGAAACUAACACAGUAUUCGUGUGCGUGUGUGGAGCCCAGCGACCCCAGCAAUGAGACUCUGCAGUACUGGGAGGAGAGAAACAUCACGUCCUCCCAUGUCAACUGGACCAUGCUGGAAGUCGAUGAGUGCGAGACGUUUCACGGGGAGUUUGUUGGCAGCGCCUGUGGUCCCCACGGCCCCUACAUCCCUGACGUCCUCUUCUGGUGUGUGGUCCUCUUCUUCUCCACCGUCUUCUUGUCCGCCUUCCUGAAGGAGUUCAAGACAAGCCGCUACUUCCCCACCAAGGUGCGGGCCAUAAUCAGUGACUUUGCUGUCUUCAUCACCAUCCUUAUUAUGGUUCUUGUAGAUUAUGCCUUGGGGAUUCCUUCACCUAAAUUACAGGUCCCCAACAAGUUUAAACCAACCAGGGAUGAUCGUGGCUGGCUUAUAAACCCUGUGGGGCCCAACCCCUGGUGGACCACCAUCAUCACCUUCAUCCCUGCUCUGCUCUGUACCAUCCUCAUCUUCAUGGACCAGCAGAUCACAGCCGUCAUUAUCAACAGGAAGGAGCACAAACUAAAGAAAGGCUGUGGAUACCACCUGGACCUGUUUGUGGUGGGGGUGAUGCUGGGCGUGUGCUCGGUGAUGGGCCUGCCGUGGUUCGUGGCAGCCACUGUGCUCUCCAUCUCCCACGUCAACAGCCUGAAGCUGGAGUCGGAGUGCUCGGCCCCCGGAGAGCAGCCCAAGUUCCUGGGCAUCCGAGAGCAGCGCUUCACCGGCCUCAUGAUCUUCACCCUGAUGGGCUGCUCCGUCUUCAUGACUUCUGUGCUAAAGUUUAUCCCCAUGCCUGUGCUUUAUGGAGUCUUUCUGUACAUGGGGGCUUCUUCACUCAGAGGCAUUCAGUUCUUUGACCGUCUGAGACUGUACGGCAUGCCGGCCAAACAUCAGCCAGACUUCAUCUACCUUCGUCACGUCCCGUUGAGGAAGGUGCACCUCUUUACCAUCAUCCAGCUCACCUGCUUGGUCCUGCUCUGGGUCAUCAAGACAUCCAAGGCUGCCAUUGUCUUCCCUAUGAUGGUCCUUGCCCUGGUGUUCAUUCGUAAGCUGCUGGACUUUGUCUUCACCAAGAGAGAACUGAGUUGGCUGGAUGACCUGAUGCCAGAGUGGAAGAAGAAGAAAUUGGAGGAUGCAGCAGAAGAGGAGGAGCACAGUAUUAUUGCAGAGGAAGAAGGCAUUGUACAAGUGCGAAUGGAGGGACCCUACAAGAGUGACCCAGCCACAGUGAACAUCACUGAUGAGAUGUCUAAAGGAUCUUUUGGAGGUGUGUGGAAGAGUGUCAGCCCUGGUGAGAAGGAACCAAGCGCUAAAAGCUCCCCUUCCUAACCCCUCAGAAGCUGAUAUAUCCCAACGCUGUGGCGGUGAAAAGCGACACAAGCGCCGGAAGCAUGAGAAGAGCUUGGACAGGGAGACAAGUUUGUGAUGACAUGUACUGGCAGUGCCACUGAGCUGUCUUAUCAAUAGAUCAAAAAACAAAAAAACUGUACCGUGCCACACACAACCACCUUUGUUCUGUGCUACACUGUGUUUUUGUCAUGUAAGUCUGUGUGCAAGUUGUGUAAAACAAAGAAUUUGUUAGAAAUAGUAUAAACACAGACUCAUGUGUGUUCUUUUUCUAUGUAUAUCAAUGUUUGGUGAUACCAGCAACAGAAAGAAGUCAGAAAUAUAGAACACUGACAAUAACUGCUGUGUCCAUGGGCCAACAAAUUUUGAACAAUUUUUAAACCUACUUUAUUUGUAUUUUGUAUGUUUUUAUAUUUUUCCAACAGUUGUGAGUUGUCCUUUUAAAAACCUGCCACAGCAAGCUGCUUAUGUGUGGGUUUUGUGUGCAGUGUUUAAUGCCGCUAUUGACUUGAUGCACCUGACAACAGAAAACCUAAAAAUUAGAUAUUUGCCAAUAUUAGUCUAUUUCAUGGCACUCAACAGAGUUGGCUAUACAGCAAAUCUAUUAAUUUUUUUUCAAGUAUUAAAUAUACAUUUUAUAUAUUCUGUAUAUCUAAAUGUUUUUGUGACAGUGACAGCUCAUAUCACGCCAGAGUCUUCUCCAUCGCUAUUUUACAAAUAAAUGUCUCUCCUCCAGUAAAGCAUGUCCCCAAACAAGUUAAAGGAAUAGUUUGGCAUUCUGGGAAAUACCCUUAUUUGUUUUCUGUUAGAGGAGAAGAUUGAACACAAACACAAAUGUAAAAACCUCAUGUUUAGUUGCUAUUUCUUGGAGCUAGCAAUAGCUUUAUAUUUAGCAUACAGACGUGAGAGAAGAAAUUGGUCUUCUCAUCUAACACUUGGCAAGAAAGAGAAUAAGCAUAUUAACCAAAAAUGAACUAUUUCCUUGAGGAAAGUACACUUUGGGGGCAGUUUAUUGGAAAACAUUUUCAAGCCAGCAUUUCUGCAUAGUUUGUAACUUUUAGUACAUGUACUUUAGCUACUUGGCCUUGGCUUUUUAAAAUCUCAACACAUUUGCAAAUGCAGAACUAGGGUGAUUGUUCAGAAAAAUCUGUUUCCCACCUGCAUACUCUUUCUCAUCUUGUCAGUAAGUGUCAUCUAUGGACAUGUGAUCUCCUAUCCAAAUGACCCUCGAUAUGUUAGCAUCUGAAGCUAAUUGUUUAAAAAAACAAAACACCAAAACACCUGCAUGACGGUGAAACAGACUUGACUUGUCUCGCUGCAGGACCAUGGUUACUUCUAGAGAUGCAAUAAUACCUUUUUUUUCUGGGAAGGGAAAAAUGUAAUAAACGAUAAAGAGUCUUAACAAUGUAUAAUACAUAGUAUAUUUUAAUCAUGUAAAAUGUUACUAAUAUGUUACUAACAUGAAGUCAGUGUUGAAGGCAGGUUUUUGUUGUAGAUGUUCUUUUCCCAUUGUCUAAUUGAUGGUUCUAGUUGAUUAGUUAAACUAAGAGGUCAGAAUUAUAUCGAUAUCAAAUAUUUUGACCACUUCUGUAUGGAAUUCUGCCUUAAAUUUGGUAGUGAUAGCUGUACAAUUUCUGUUUAAUAAAUUAAGUCACCUGUAUAGAAAGCUAUCAGUUCAGAUCUGUUAUUGUGAUUUGUUUAUAAUGGGAAAGAGGCUGAGUGAGUGAGUAAAAAUAAAGAUCUUCAA
This is a messenger RNA of Etheostoma spectabile (orangethroat darter), 5488 nucleotides long. RefSeq names its product sodium-driven chloride bicarbonate exchanger. The record is from RefSeq and is a predicted model, not a curated record. Gene Ontology annotation, molecular function: solute:inorganic anion antiporter activity; monoatomic anion transmembrane transporter activity; sodium:bicarbonate symporter activity. Lineage: Eukaryota; Metazoa; Chordata; Actinopteri; Perciformes; Percidae. Gene Ontology annotation, cellular component: plasma membrane; basolateral plasma membrane. Bases 445 to 3723 code for a protein of 1092 amino acids. The transcript is spliced from 27 exons. Gene Ontology annotation, biological process: bicarbonate transport; monoatomic anion transport; regulation of intracellular pH.